AUGGACUUGGGCGGUGCCGCCGGAAUCGAGGUGAAGAUGGGUCAAUCGGGGAGAGCUCGACCCCUUGGGUGGAGACGUUGGCCUCAGUGGUGGGUCUUUUCGCUUGCCUUGUUGAAAGGUUGACAUUACUGACGUAAUAGCAUCUGCGGGGUUCUGACCAGGCGGGUCCGAAAACGGGGCCGCUCAAGUACGAUGACAACACUUUCGCUCUCCCCCUGCUCCCCACGUCGACCAACACCGAGGUUCGAAAACCCGAUGGAUCCGUGACCCACAAAGACAAGGCCGGCCGGUUCUCCUUCGGCGACAUCGUCGCCAUUCUAGAAUGCACCCUCACCGCCCGGCUCAACAGUCUCGAAGAUACGCAAAGGCGCAGUCAACCGCCCGAUCACAAGCUGCUCCAGCUUCUCAACAACGUCAAAUCAGUACUGCGCCAACAUCAAUUGGCGGACUUCGCUCUCGGAUUCGCAAUACGCCUCGACAUGGUGUACGCCGUCAAGGUCGACAACGAGGUGGUCACAACCGUCGAGCUGAAGGACUGCUGGAAGACGUAA
This is a messenger RNA of Microbotryum saponariae, 551 nucleotides long. Lineage: Eukaryota; Fungi; Basidiomycota; Microbotryomycetes; Microbotryales; Microbotryaceae. The record is from the annotation of a GenBank genome assembly.